AAGCGUCUCUCUAAAAAUGUGUCUCCGCCCGGAGCCCGUUUAUAGCGGAAACAGCCAUAGACGCAGUCUCACACAACAUGGCCGCCAGGUUAAUGUGAAUGGAGCCGAGUUGGGGACAGGGGCCGCUGUCUAUAGAAAGGAGCGUCUCUCUGUAUUUGUUGACUCUGGACGUUCUUUGGCGGCAGAUUUCAAUCCAGGUCACCCCGGUUUAUACAGACCUCUGGACGUGUCAAGGGACAGACGGGAGUCAUGGAGGAGGUCCAGAAUCUGUUCCGGGAAGGUGUGAUGUCCCACCUGGACCGGUUGCAGGCCCUGUCCCAGAACCUGGCCCAAAAACAAGAUGAAAAGAGACAGCAAGAGACGGACCUGAAGCAGAAGAGAGACCUGAUAGUGAGACUGCAGAAGGAGCGGGGGGAACUGCGGAGCCAGAUCCAGCUGCAGAAGGAGACGAUUCAUUCGUUAUCAGCAAGACAAGAGGGGAGUGAGCCUCAAGUACAGAGCACACAGAGCGCCCUGCAGGAGCUGAGGCUGGAGGAGAUGAAGAACAUCAUGGAGGCUCUCUGGUUCACAGGGAUAAGCGGGAAGCUAAAGGAUGACGCGGUGUGUUUCUGCAUCUCCACGGCCUUUGAGGGCACGUACCUGGACUCUUACUACAUCCAGGUGAAUAAUCUAAAGAACCCCCAGGUGUUCCGUCACUCCAUCCCCGCCUUCAUCCCGCUGAGCGACCUCGCCAAGGAGCAUCUGCCGGCCGACCUGAAGAAGCUCCUUCAUGUUCUCUAUGAGCGGCUGAAUGGCUAUGCGGGGAGGAAGUUCCAGGCCGAUCACAUGGAGAAAAAAUCCCCUGCGUACGUGGCGGGGUCUCUGCAGAGGAAUUCCCUGUACACCGUUCUGUCCUUCACUUACAACGUAACCAUAGAGGGUCAGACAGUCAACUUCACCGCCAAAUUUCUCUACGGAGACCUCACCGACACCCUUCCCACCGAGGUGACCGUCACGUGUUCAGAUGCCGAUGCCUGGGCUCAGGAGAUGAUCUCAUCCCACGUGUCCCUGUUCUCCGGCACAGCCCUGCACAGAGCCCUGGACUCCCUGGCUACAUAGAGACGCUUCUAUUCUCCAAUGAACACACUCCGCAGCCCCGGCAUAGUCAGGACUGCCGCGAUACGGAACUGCGGGACUUUAUGGAGUGUUUAUUGUCCUCCUCUUCUCUACAGGGACUUGAUUUUAAUACAGUCAUAAUUCCGUGACACUUCAUAUAAUUAGGACUGAAGGGAGAGUGUCAGCAGGUGCCCUCUUGUGGCUGAAAUGUAGAUGGCGGAUUUUUACUCAAUG
Molecule: messenger RNA, 1329 nt
Organism: Rana temporaria (common frog)
Lineage: Eukaryota; Metazoa; Chordata; Amphibia; Anura; Ranidae
Gene: CENPO
Product: centromere protein O
Exons: 8
Coding region: 250-1098 (282 amino acids)
Cellular component (GO): Mis6-Sim4 complex; kinetochore
Source: RefSeq, a predicted model, not a curated record